UCCUCCGGUUCGGAAACGGGAUGUGAUGUAAAAACACAGAAACUUUUUUUGUCUUCGGAGUUGAUCGGAUUUUUCUGGAUCCAAACGGAUUGUUCCGAAACAAGCCGAAUCUGAUCAAAUCAGGAGUUUUUCGGAAAGUCGCCGGGAGUUGAAGAGACGGAUCGACUCCUCCACCAUGACCCAGUGAGGGAACCCGAACCGAACCGAGCCGGGGAGAAGCUGUGAAGCUGCUGCAUUGGACCCGGAGAGAAACAGCGGAAAACAGAGAUGUAGCGCGCCUGCUGGUGAGACCGUUGGACCAUCAUGCACCUCUUCCUGCUGCUGCUCCUUCAGCUUCCAGCAGCCAGUGGUCAGAUCGAUCCAGAACAUUGUCGCUAUGCGUUGGGCAUGGAGGACGGACGGAUCCCCGAUCAGGACCUGACGGCGUCCAGCCGGUGGUACGAGACCACCGGGCCGCAGUACGCCAGGUUGAACUCUGAGGACGGAGACGGCGCCUGGUGUCCUGAGGGACAGCUGGAGCCUUCAGACUCUCAGUACCUGCAGAUCGACCUGCGCAGACUCGCCUUCCUGACGCUGGUCGGGACUCAGGGCCGCUACGCCAGAGGUCUGGGGAAGGAGUUCGCCGCGGCGUACCGCCUGAACUACAGCCGAGACGGACAGCUGUGGAAGGCCUGGAAGAACCGGCUGGGAAAGGAGGUCCUGGAAGGGAACAAAGACACCUACGGCGUUUUCUCCAACGACCUGAAGCCUCCCAUCAUCGCGCGCUACGUCCGCGUCAUCCCCGUCACCAGGCUGUCCACCACCGUGUGCAUGAGGGUGGAGCUGUACGGCUGUCCCUGGGACGACGGACUGCUGUCCUACAGCGCUCCAGAGGGACAGCUCAUGAUGUCGCCUGGUAACCCCGCAGUAAUCAGUCUCAACGACUCCACGUACGACGGCGUCCACGAGAAAAGGAAGCUGUUCGGAGGCCUGGGUCAGCUGACGGACGGCGUGACGGGCCGCGACGACUUCCUGGCCAUCCGCCAGUACAACGUGUGGCAGGGAUACGACUACCUGGGCUGGAGGAACGACACGCCGGGGACUCAGGGAUACGUGGAGAUGGAGUUUGUGUUCGACAGGCUGAGGAACUUCACCUCCAUGAAGGUUCACAGUAACAACAUGUACAGCCGCGGCGUGAAGAUCUUCUCCUCCGUGUCCUGUUGGUUUAAGCCUUUCCUCAGCUGGGAGCCAGAGUCCGUUUCCUUCUCCACCAUUCUGGACGACAGGAACCCGAGCGCCCGGUACGUCACGGUGCCGCUGAGCCGCCGGGCCGCCAGGUCGCUCCGCUGCCGCUUCUACUACGCAGACGUCUGGAUGAUGUUCAGUGAGAUCUCAUUUCAAUCAGAAGACAUCAUACUGCCAACACAGCAGCCACUGAUGGGGACAUCUGUUCCAGGGGGACGUAGGGACGUCACCAUGACAACCGCACCAAAGACCGAUAACACAGCAGCUGCUCCGUCCGCCAGCAGCGGCUCAGACCCAGACAACACAGCCAUUCUGAUUGGCUGCCUGGUGACCAUCAUCCUCCUGCUGGUCAUCAUCAUCUUCCUCAUCCUCUGGUGCCAGUGUGUCUGCAAGGUGCUGGAGAAGGCUCCUCGUCAGAUCCUGGAUGAGGAGGUGACGGUCCGCCUGUCCUCCUGCAGCGACACCAUAAUCCUGCAGACGCCGCCGGUGCCGCCGCGGUCCCGGCAUCCUCCUGCAGGUCCCACCAACACCGACCCCCACUAUGAGCGGGUCUUCCUGCUGGACCCUCAGUACCAGAACCCGGCCGUCCUGAGGAACAAGCUGCCGGAGCUGUCGCAGAGCGCCGAGACUUCAGGUAAACCAGAUCUUCACUCACUUUUGUCUCCUCACAGUCACAUGUACCGACCCAAAACGAAUCCGCUCCAUUUGGCAGAACCAGAACCUUCCUGUCUUUCUAACUGGAUUUCUCUGGUCCAUGAUGUUUUCCUGGUUUGUGGAAACAUUAUGAGAUUCUAAUUAGAUUCAUGUAAAUAGUUUGUUUUUAAAUAAAGGUUUGAAUUUACUGUUCAUAGCAGUAAAACUUUGGGUAAUGUCCCUUUAAUAUUCCUACUCCAGAGAGGACAGAUUAUUCUUUUGCUGGCUUUUCCAUUACAUAGAUAUUUUGAUUUAUCAUCUCUGGUUUAUUUUUGUGAUCAUUUUUUAUUUUAUUUGCGUGUUUUAGACGGUUAGCUGCCAGAUCUGAAGGGUUUCCUGUAAAUGUUAGGUCUCUGCUCCACUUUGCCCCCUGGUGGCCAUUAAGAGCAUCUCCCCCACCCAGCAGGAGAACAUUUGGGUCGCCUCCUUCACUUUUCUCAGACUCUGUCGGUUCUGUCUUUUCUUCUUGUCUGGAUCUUCCUGCAUGCUCAUUCUCCUCUCCACCUCCUGCAGCUCUCUGCCUCUUUCCGUGUCUCCUCUUCCUCCAGCGCUCUUCCUCGGUAACCCUCUCUAUGACCUGCUGCUGCUGACUUCCUGUCGCCAGACGUCAGGAUGGCUUGGUGGUAAGAGAUGAAAGGUGUGACGACUUGAGACGUUUUAAAGAAUAUCAGGUGGGCGAGCGGGGAUUCAGAGUUUAACGUAUUUCUGGAUAUUCUGUCAUUCUGGGUAUCAGUCAGUGGAACCAUCUCCAGUAAUACAGAAACAACAUCUGUAGUAAAAAGUAUUCAUAUUUUGUACAUUAGAUUGGCCAUUUAUCAUCUUGUUACAACAACAAAAUUAUUAGAAUAUAAUUUAAUAAUUACUCAACACCUUAAUUAGAUUUCUAUAUUAUAAUACUGCAACCUCUGUAUUAUUAUCACAUUAACUGAAAAGUGGUUAACUGGUUUUUACAUUAAUAAUUAUUUCUCUCUCCCCUUUACCAUCUUAUUAUUGAAGCAUUAGAUACUAUUUUGGUCUUUACAUAAUAAUAAAAAAACAUAUUAUUACUACUUUUAUCUUUUUUUUAAAACAAAUUUCAGGUUGCUAUUUUAUUUGGUGUAAGUGUCUUUUAUUAUGCAUGUUAAAAAAUAUAUAAUUUAUUCAAAAUGAUCAACUUGGCUCACCAUCCUUCACUCUUAAUCAUCUGGUGUCACAUAAUUAUUAGAUCUUAUUUCUCUACAUGAUCAGGAAGUUUUAGAGGCUCCUCCACCUUCUGAUCACUUUGGUCACAUUAUUUCUUUACUGCAUUACAUUCCUGCAAACUUCAUUGUGUUUCAUGUUCCAGUUUUUUCUUCUACCUGAUCUUUUCUCAACUCUACUGAUUCCGGGAUAUUUUUAUACUAAAGUAAAAUCUUCUUGUUAAGAUCAGAUUGUAUCUUAAACUUCCUCUAGUAUUUAAUUCCUCCAUCUUUGCAUCGAGCUGCAACAUGAAGUCUGAGCUGCUGCUGGUCUGACUGCCAUGAUGAUGAUGAUGAUGAUGAUGAUGAUGAUGGAGAUGAUGAUGAUGAUGAUGAUGAUGAUGGUGAUGAUGAUGAUGGUGAUGGUG
Molecule: messenger RNA, 3502 nt
Organism: Gambusia affinis (western mosquitofish)
Lineage: Eukaryota; Metazoa; Chordata; Actinopteri; Cyprinodontiformes; Poeciliidae
Product: discoidin domain-containing receptor 2-like
Exons: 13
Coding region: 304-2019 (571 amino acids)
Source: RefSeq, a predicted model, not a curated record